GGUAUAAAUAUAUAUAUAUUUUUUCUCAAUGUAAUUAAUUCUCUCGUUUCUCACCACAAACAAAGCACCCACAAACGUUUUCUCAAAAAAAAAUAAAAAAAUCACAAAACUUCAUACUACAAUUUUCUAGGAUUUGUGUUCGCGCUGCUUCGGCAGAAUUGCGAUUUCAUCGAUGUGGAUGUGAUCUUCUUCGAAUCGUUGUGCCAAAUUUUCAUUUGGAUUGUUUUAAUCGAAGAGCAGAAAAAUGAUUCAGCUCCAUCUUCAGCUUCAGCAGCAGAAGCAGUUUCUCGCAGUGCCGAAAUUCCAUGGCGCCCGUCCCUUCAAACUUCCGGCAGCGGCGGCGAUUUGCCCUCCUCCUCCCGAAGAUAGUCGAGUUACCUUUGGAUUACGGGCGAAGCCGAUUUCCCGAUUGUUGCUCUGUAGAGUGAAGGAUAAUUCAGACAUUAUAUCACAGCUGGAACUUGGUAAGCCCGAAGAGAAAAGGAAGGCGGAUAAGCGUGUUAAUGGCAUUUUCUGGAUUCUACUGAUCAAUAUCGGGAUAUAUGUGGCCGAUCAUGUGUUCCAGGUUCCGCUGAUUAAGGAACUGUAUCUGUAUCAUAAUCAGCCUGCUUGGUACCAGUUUAUAACGUCUACGUUCUGUCAUUUCAACUGGAGCCAUCUAUCAAGCAAUCUGUUUUUCUUGUAUAUUUUUGGAAAACUCGUUGAAGAAGAAGAAGGGAACUUUGCCUUAUGGCUUUCCUACAUCUUGACAGGCGCGGGGGCGAACCUCGUUUCAUGGUUAGUUCUUCCGAGAAAUGCUGUUUCCAUCGGGGCAUCUGGUGCUGUAUUUGGACUCUUUGCUGUUAGUGUCCUCGUGAAGAUGUCGUGGGACUGGAGGAAGAUCCUCGAAGUUCUUAUAUUGGGACAAUUUGUUGUAGAAAAGGUGAUGGAAGCAGCCCAAGCUUCGGCGAGCUUAGGUGGCAGCUUCCGAGGAGGCGGGUACGCGAUGCAGAACGUAAACCACAUCGCGCAUCUCUCCGGCGCCCUCAUCGGCGUGGUCCUAAUCUGGAUGCUCAGCAGUGUCACACCAACUGAUGAGAAAUAGGGCUUCUUAUUUGAGCACGAAACUCACCACUCUUUUACUAUGAUGCCCUUUGCCCAAGAAUCAUGCACCAUUGAUGAGGGUAGUUUUGUCAUUGUAUGAUGAUAACUGUUGACUAUGUAACUGUGUAUGUAGCAUAGCUUAUUCAUGUAUUUAUCUCACAACAUUGCACAUUGUAUUUCCUUCAUUAUAUACACUGAUGUUGUCCUUUAA
Molecule: messenger RNA, 1294 nt
Organism: Salvia miltiorrhiza (redroot sage)
Lineage: Eukaryota; Viridiplantae; Streptophyta; Magnoliopsida; Lamiales; Lamiaceae
Product: rhomboid-like protein 11, chloroplastic
Exons: 7
Coding region: 245-1084 (279 amino acids)
Cellular component (GO): membrane
Molecular function (GO): serine-type endopeptidase activity
Source: RefSeq, a predicted model, not a curated record